UGUCUGUUUAAUCAAAUUAUGUGUCUGUAAGACACCCUGUUUGAUCCAUCUCUCUUCAGACUCACCGCUGAAACUGUUCGUCGUCUCUGAAUAUACCAAAUGCGGCCUUGCUGUAGCUCAAAGCGUGUUGCAGCUCUCGAUCAAACAGUGCCUUGUCCGGCUCCGCUCUGCCUUUCCAGCCGCGGAGAGCCGCCAGCUUGGCCUUGCUGUCGUACAACAGCUUCUCGUACUUGUGUACGUCUGCCUCGGGGAUUUGAGACGCCAUCAGUUUCCCUCUCAGCCCAGCUUGAGAGCUCACACCUCGGCUCGGUCGGCUUGUAGUUUACGGUGUACGGGCUGCUGAAUCAGCAUUAUUCCGAAAGAAGGGCGUGGCACGUUCAUGGACCUUGUGAUGAAAACUCGCGCCGCGUGAGCCGCUCUGACACAAGUGCUGAGCUGAGCGAACAGUAGGGAGGAGAACGGACAGAUUCUCUUAGUGAGAGAGAGAGGGAGGAAGAUGGUGAAGCAGUAUCGAGGUCAGAGCUACACAAAGCUCCACAACAAUGCCACGAGAACUCGGCAGCUGUUCACGGACCCUCUCUUCCCUCCGACGGGGGAGUCCCUGGGCCACACCACCAAUCAGGAGAUUGUCUGGAAAACGGACCCUCUGAGAUCUGUGAUAAUCCCCAGCUGGUGGUGAAUGGAGUGAGUACAACUGACCUCAAUCAGGGAGUUCUCGGUAACUGCUGGUUCGUGGCUGCCUGCUCAUGUCUCGCUUCCGAACCCAAACUCUGGGAGAAAGUCAUUCCUCACUGGAAGAAGCAGGAGUGGGAUUCAGCCCACCCAGAGAGCUACGGAGGAAUAUUUCACUUCCACUUCUGGCGUCUCGGAGAAUGGGUGGACGUUGUUAUUGACGACUAUCUCCCCACCAGGAGUGGAGAGCUGGUGUACAUGAAAUCCCGAGACAGGAAUGAGUUCUGGAGUGCUCUGCUGGAGAAGGCCUAUGCCAAGUUGGCAGGCUCCUACGAGGCUCUGGCAGGGAGGCCAGACAGGAGAUGCUCUGGUGGACUUCACCGGAGGAGUGAAUGAGGCAAUCAACAUCGGAGAGGGUGGCUAUGAGAAUGAUGAGGACAAGAAGACUGAGCUCUUUGAGAAAAUGGUGGAAGCUCAAAAGCACAAAGCAAUGAUCUCCUGUUCCAUUGCACUCUCAGAAGGAGAUGCUCCUGAGAAGCAACUGGACUGUGGUCUUAUCAAAGGCCAUGCUUACGCAAUCACUGACAUCAGGAAGAUGUCACUGAGCUCUGGACUGAUGUCGAUACUGGGGAGGAGGUCUGGGAAUCUGAUGAUGCUCAAACUGAGGAACCCGUGGGGCAAGAAGGAAUGGAAUGGAGCCUGGAGUGACCAAUCUGAAGAGUGGAAGAAGGUUCCCGCCAAAGAGAGGGAGAAGAUGAACAUCAAGAUCGAUGAUGACGGGGACUUCUGGAUGGAGCUUCAUGACUGGGUUCACUGGUUCACUGACGUCAGUCUCUGUAGACAGGUGAACACCAGUCUCUUGAGUCUGCAGAAGAACUGGCAUGAAGGGACAUUCCACGGAGAGUGGAAAGGUCGAAGUGCAGGAGGUUCAGUCAACAACAGAGAAACCUUUCUUCACAACCCUCAGUAUGUGUUCAAAGUACCUCACGGAGAGGCAGAGGUGAUGCUGAGUCUGAUGCAGGAAGAUCCUCGCUCUGCCCUCAGCUCUGUCGGUGGCAAGAACUUUGCCAUCGGAUUCUACAUCAUGAAAGUGGAGGAGAACAGAGAGUACCGUCUCCAUGUCAUCCAGGAGAAGGUGGGGACCGUCACCUUCACCAACAGACGCUCCGUCUUUGGCCUCUUCUCCCUCAACCACGGCACCUACGUGGUGGUACCCUCCACCUUUGAACCCCACCAGGAGAGGUCCUUUCUACUGAGGAUCUUCAGCGAGAGAUCUCACCAUGCCAAGGAGCUGAAGCUGGAAGCCCCAGAGCGAGGAGUGAUGGGAGUGCUGUGCUGCUGUCUCUGGAGGAGACCACGAGCUCUGGUCACUGUCCACUUGGAGAAUGCACACGACCUCAAGAAACAAGACAUGACCGGAGCUGGGGCCGACCCAUACUGUAUUGUAAAGUGUGGUGGACAGAAGGCAGAGACACCAGUCAUC
Geodia barretti is the source of this 2155-nucleotide messenger RNA. Lineage: Eukaryota; Metazoa; Porifera; Demospongiae; Tetractinellida; Geodiidae. The record is from the annotation of a GenBank genome assembly.